Molecule: messenger RNA, 438 nt
Organism: Strongylus vulgaris
Lineage: Eukaryota; Metazoa; Nematoda; Chromadorea; Rhabditida; Strongylidae
Source: the annotation of a GenBank genome assembly
AUGGAAGAAGAGAACCGCCGUCGAGCUGAAAUUGAAAAGCGUGAAAGAGAAGAGGCUGAAAGAAAGGAAAGAGAGCGAUUAGAGAAGGAGAGGCAGCGGGAAAUUGAACGGCAAGCUGAACUUGAACGCCUUCGACAGCUGGAGGAAGCACGCUUGGAACAAGAAAAGAAACGGCAAGCGGAGCGUGAAGCGGCCAGAAAAGAGGCAGAGCGACAAAGAUUGAUUGAAGCGGAAAAGAUGAGAUUGAAGGAAAUGCAGGCACAAAAGCAACGAGAAGCUGAAAUUACGGCGCAACGCCAACAAAGACAGAAGACGCUCACUUUCCAACUUCAAGCGCUCUCUGAAAAAGCUGUUGAUACGGAUUCGAAUAUAACUAAGGCUCGCGAUCGAAUUGCGGAGAUCACUCAUGAAAUUGAAGGAAUGAGGGAUCAACGAGAU